This is a messenger RNA of Pipistrellus kuhlii (Kuhl's pipistrelle), 770 nucleotides long. It is a transcript of the gene MRPL50, whose product is annotated as mitochondrial ribosomal protein L50. The transcript has 2 exons. Gene Ontology annotation, cellular component: mitochondrial large ribosomal subunit; mitochondrion. The coding region runs from base 76 to 555 and encodes 159 amino acids. The record is from RefSeq and is a predicted model, not a curated record. NCBI's taxonomy places the organism in Eukaryota, Metazoa, Chordata, Mammalia, Chiroptera, Vespertilionidae.
UUACACCCGAUUGGCUAGUCUUGGAGUGUCUCUGUCGGCCGGGGGCGGAGCUUCGUCGGGUAGCGCUCCACCGAGAUGGCGGCGGCCUUAGUGCCCGGCGUUUCGAGAAAAGGCCUCACGUGGAUGAUCGCAGGGGUCCCACGCCAAGAAUUUUGGUCUCGAUUCAGAGAACAGAAAAAGCCCGUGGUGGCCGAGACCGUGGAGGAGGUGAAGAAAGAACCUCUCCUGGCGUGUCCGCCCUUACGCAGCCGGACGUACGCGCCACCCGAAGAUCUCCAGAGCCGUUUGGAAUCCAGCGUCAAAGACAUUUUUGGCUCAUCUGCUGCUAGCAGCUGGCAGGACAUCUCCCUGGACGAUGGUCGUCUGAAGUUCAGCUUGUUGACACGGUUAGCCGAUGACCUGGGCCAUGCGGUGCCCAACUCCAGGCUCCAUGAGAUGUGCAGGGUCAGAGACGUUCUUGAGUUCUACAAGGUGCCCGUUCAAGACAGAUCUAAAUUUGAUGAACUCGUGGCCAGCAAUCUGCCUCCCAAUAUAAAAAUCACUUGGGGCUACUGAGCAAUUCAGAAGAGGAAUUGAAAUUAUUGUAAUCAUCGAACCUCCCCCCCCAACAAGGAGGCUACUAUCAGACCUUUUGAUACUUUGAAAUACUAUCAGAACUGUUCUCUAAAACCACUUAUUCUGUGGAAGAAUGCAUUAUUCCUCCCCCCCCCUCAUAACAAUAUGAAUUGACAAAUAACAAGAUUUCAUUUUUUUCACAUUUGCUGAAACUU